Messenger RNA from Closterium sp. Yama58-4, 1896 nucleotides. Lineage: Eukaryota; Viridiplantae; Streptophyta; Zygnematophyceae; Desmidiales; Closteriaceae. The record is from the annotation of a GenBank genome assembly.
AUGUCACCAAUCGCCGUCCCCGUCGUGCGAUCCUCGCCAGUCCCCUUCACUUCGCGCAUUGCCCCUUUCUUCCGCGUUCGCCUCCACAAUCUCCCGCUCAAUCCCACUUUCCGCCUUCCCUCCUCUGCCCGUAUAGGUUUCCGCGGGCGGCAGCCUUUUCCCCGUAUCCCUCCCGCCUCCACCGCCUCUCGCGUGGGCGCCCUUCGCAUUUCCCCACCAGCUCCCUUUGGCGCAAUCCGCUCGUGGCGGACUCGCCACUCCGCACCCGCGGAAGCAGGAGGCGCAGCGGAAGAGGAAAGCGCGCCUGAAGAAUUCGCAUGUGCGGGGGAGGGAGUUGAGGGGAGGGUUUGGGAAGCAGGGGGAGAGAAGGAGGGAGCGGGUACAGGGUUCAGGGUAGACGGGGGCGGAAAGGAAGGAGUAGGGGGACGACGAGGAGGGGACGACGGGGAGGGCGGAGAGGAUUGGGAGCGAAUGGCGGCGACAGAGGAGUCAGUGGGCAUAUGCUGCUAUGCCAACGACCUGCCCGGCAUUCACGGCGUGCUCAAACAGAGGUUCGCAGAUUUUAUCGUGAAUGAGGUCGCACCAGAUGGCACAGUGGUGCAUCUGACCCACCUGCACGUGCCGCCCGCACUGCUAGCCCAGGAGCAGCAGGCGCAGCAGCAGGCGCGCAGGCGCGAGGCGGAGAGUCUGGGGGAGCUGGUGGACGCGCAGGGAGUGCUGGCGCAGCUCCGCCAGGCGCUGGGGGGAAGCGGGGAGGGGGGAGAGGGAGGGGGAGGGGGAUUGCGCGAUGAGGAAGAUGCGAGGAAGGUGGUGCAGCUGCUGGAGGGGAUUAGGAGCAUUCAGCUGUGGUGGAAAGAGAAGAAAGGGGGAGGAGGGGAGGGAGGAGUGGAGGGAGGAAAGGAGGGAGGAGAGGAGGGCGCUGGGGGGAAAAAGGCGGAGGGGAGCGUGCAGGGAGGGGAGGGGGAAGGAGUAGAGGCAGGGAAGGGGGCUCCUCCCCCUAUGCCUGAGCCGGUGGUGUUUGCUCCAAGUGCUGACAAGGCGUACCGUGCUCCUCUGAGAAUUAAUUAUUAUCUCCCAACUGCCCCCCGCCCCCCCUUUCCCCACCACCACCACCACCACCACCACCACCACCACCACCACCACCACCACCACCACCACCACCACCAGGCCAUGCACGCGUUUUUCAAGGCCUUCCCCAUUCUCGUCUCUGAUACCAUCGACGCCCCUCAAGGCCCCCCCUACCGCUGUGUGCGCCUGCGCUUCCUCCCCCCGCCCGCCCUCAACCUCAAGGGCGGAGGGGGCGCGCAGGGGAGCGCGGACGAGGGGGGGAAGGGGGGCAGAGGGGCGGGGAUGGGAGGGGGUGGCGGGAGGGGCGCUGGGGGGGAAAGAGGGGGGGACGGGGCGGGAGAGGGGGAUGGCGGAGAGGGGGAGGCGCAGGGGGGGGAGCAGGGGGAGGAGGAUCAGCCGGCGUUUGACAGGAGGGGGAGGAAGGGCGCGGAUGGGGUUCCUGCAACCACUGCCCGCCGCUUCCUCAUGUUCCACGUGCUCAAGGAGAACAAGGACACCAACGAGGCCAUGGCGCUGGUGGGGCGCUACCUGGGCGUGCAGCCGCGCGCGCUGGGCUUCUCCGGCACCAAGGACAAGCGCGCCGUCACUGUGCAACGGGUGACAGUGAGCAACCAGUCGGCGCGCAAGGUGGCAGCACUCAACGCCAAGCUGUUUGGCAUCCGUGUGGGCGAUUACCGCCUCGUGGACCAACCUCUUGUGCUGGGGCAGCUGGCAGGCAACCGCUUUCUUGUCACGCUGAGGGCCGUGAGAGCGCACAGUAUAGACGCCAUAACAGCAGCAGCGGAGGGCCUUCGCUCUCACGGCAUCAUCAACUACUUUGGCCUUCAG